Molecule: messenger RNA, 1269 nt
Organism: Pestalotiopsis fici W106-1
Lineage: Eukaryota; Fungi; Ascomycota; Sordariomycetes; Amphisphaeriales; Sporocadaceae
Exons: 3
Coding region: 1-1269 (422 amino acids)
Source: RefSeq, a predicted model, not a curated record
AUGAACUCUUCAACGUUUGUUCGGCAGUCGCUUGCCCAGCGCGGGCCCCAGCGAACUCGACGCCGCAGCAAGAAUCGACUUGAACGUGCCGGCGACCGCAUCAGCCGUGUCAUUGGCACCUUUACUGACAAGAUCAUGCCGCAGCGUGAAGAGAGCACACACGAUGACGAGGACGACAAGCCCUUUGAGGCCAGAAAGACGUGGAAUCGCGUACUCGAGGUCGUGACUGACAAGGUUCGACGUGACAAGCGCCUCGGCGCCCAACUCAAGGAACCUCUGCAAGCGGCCAUCAACAAGGGCUGGAACACACGUCACCACAGCUCGUAUCUAAAGGUCCACGUCCUUCUAACCUACUGGGCCGAUGACGACGAUGCAAAGGACGCAGCCAAUCAACUAGAUUCGCUCUUCAGGGACAAGUAUGGCUUCAAUGUCUUCAUCUUUCCUCUUCGUGUCGACAACCCCGAGCCUGCCAAGAAGCUGGCCGGUCUGCUCAAGAGCUUCAUGGAGAUCCAUGGAAAGAAGGACAAUCUGCUAAUCUUUUGGUAUGGAGGAGCCGCUCACCUAUCUGGAGACGGACGCGGCCGUACCAUGUGGUUUGGCAGGGGAAACGGCAAUAUGCUCAUCAGCUCGGGACUGGUCACCAAGACAUUGGCUGGACUUCUCGAAGCCCCUCCGUGCGACGCAGAUAUCCUGACAUUGUUCGACGCGCAGCACAGCAUCAAUGAUAUGGUGUCUAGUGCAGGUUCCGGCAUCUUUGAGCAUCUGGGAGCUUCUGCCAACGUCGAUUUGGCAUCCUGGAAGUACAAUGGUUGCUUCACCAGAUCGCUGAUCGACAUCCUCGGUCGCCAGGAGGUAAUCCGACAUGGCAUCUCUGUCCCAGAUCUCCACAGAGAGCUGAUCCAACGCGCUGGAAACAUCCGAAGGGAUAUCUCUGAGCUGCAAUCCAGACAGAAUCUGAACAGCACUCACAGCCAAAACGUUGUGACUCGAUACGGAUACAUGGCCCGCACUCCUCCUCCUCCCGUCUACUGCCGCCUUUCUCCUCUACUGCCCCGCAGCAAGAACAAGAGCGGCAGUGUCGUUCUGUCUCAGCUUGACCGCCAACUCGAGUACUUCUCGGUCAGUCCGGACAACGAGGAUAUAGACGUGCAGCUCAUCGUCAAGUCCAACAACGAUCGACUCGAUUUUCCGAGUUGGAGAACCUGGCUCCAGAAUGCCCCCCCUCAAGUCGAGAAGAUUCGAGUUAGACGAAUCGAGGGAUCAGAGUAA